Molecule: messenger RNA, 2541 nt
Organism: Pseudopodoces humilis (Tibetan ground-tit)
Lineage: Eukaryota; Metazoa; Chordata; Aves; Passeriformes; Paridae
Gene: DACH1
Product: dachshund family transcription factor 1
Biological process (GO): regulation of transcription by RNA polymerase II
Cellular component (GO): transcription regulator complex; nucleus
Molecular function (GO): RNA polymerase II cis-regulatory region sequence-specific DNA binding; DNA-binding transcription factor activity, RNA polymerase II-specific
Source: RefSeq, a predicted model, not a curated record
AUGGCCGUACCGGCUGCUUUGAUCCCUCCGACCCAGCUGGUCCCCCCUCAGCCUCCGGUCUCAACUUCUGCCGCCUGCACCACCACCACCACCACCUCGUCGUCGGCCACCUCGUCGUCGGCCACCUCCUCUCCGUCUCCGUCCAUCGCUCCCCCGCCGGCCGCUUCGGGGACAAACCUAUUCCGGCCGGAGCCCAUCGCAGCGGCGGCGGCGGCGGCGGCCACAGUCACCUCCACCACCAGCGGCGGCGGCGGUAACGGCAGCGGCGGCGGCAGCGGCGGCGGCAGCCCCAGCCUGGGCACCGGCGGCGGCGGCAGCAGCAGCGGCGGCGGCGGCAGCGGCGGCACCUCCACUCCCAAUGCCAGCGCGGCCAGCGCGGCCGGCAGCCUGCCCGGCAAGCCCGUGUACUCGACCCCGUCCCCGGUGGAGAACACCCCCCAGAAUAACGAGUGCAAGAUGGUGGAUCUGAGGGGGGCCAAAGUGGCCUCCUUCACCGUGGAGGGCUGCGAGCUCAUCUGCCUGCCCCAGGCUUUCGACCUCUUCCUGAAGCACUUGGUGGGGGGCUUGCACACGGUCUACACCAAGCUGAAGCGGCUCGAGAUCACGCCCGUGGUCUGCAACGUGGAGCAGGUCCGCAUCCUGAGGGGGCUGGGGGCCAUCCAGCCCGGGGUCAACCGCUGCAAACUCAUCUCCAGGAAGGAUUUCGAGACCCUCUACAACGACUGCACCAACGCCAGUUCUAGACCUGGAAGGCCUCCUAAGAGGACUCAAAGUGUCACCUCCCCAGAGAAUUCUCAUAUCAUGCCACAUUCUGUCCCAGGCCUAAUGUCUCCUGGAAUCAUCCCGCCAACAGGUCUGACAGCAGCAGCUGCAGCAGCAGCAGCUGCCACCAAUGCCGCCAUAGCAGAAGCAAUGAAAGUGAAAAAAAUCAAAUUGGAAGCUAUGUCCAACUAUCAUGCAAAUAAUAACCAGCAUGGAGCAGACUCUGAAAAUGGAGAUCUGAAUUCAAGUGUUGGGUUGGAACUUCCUUUUAUGAUGAUGCCCCACCCACUGAUUCCCGUGAGCCUACCUCCAGCCUCUGUCACGAUGGCAAUGAGCCAGAUGAACCACCUCAGCACCAUCGCCAACAUGGCAGCAGCAGCACAAGUGCAGAGCCCUCCAUCCAGGGUGGAGACAUCUGUUAUUAAGGAACGUGUUCCAGACAGCCCUUCUCCUGCUCCUUCUCUUGAAGAGGGCCGAAGACCUGGCAGCCAUCCAUCCUCUCAUCGAAGCAGCAGCGUGUCCAGCUCGCCUGCACGGACCGAGAGCUCUUCAGACAGAAUCCCUGUCCAUCAGAAUGGGCUAUCUAUGAACCAAAUGCUGAUGGGUUUGUCACCUAAUGUCCUGCCUGGACCUAAGGAGGGUGAUCUGGCUGGUCAUGAUGUGGGACAUGAGACAAAAAGAAUACACAUUGAGAAAGAUGAGACCCCGCUCUCCACACCAACCGCAAGAGACAGCCUUGACAAACUUUCUCUAACUGGGCAUGGGCAACCACUACCUCCAGGUUUUCCAUCUCCUUUUCUAUUCCCUGAUGGAUUGUCCUCCAUAGAGACCCUUCUGACUAACAUCCAGGGUCUACUAAAGGUUGCUAUAGACAAUGCCAGAGCUCAAGAGAAACAGGUCCAACUGGAAAAAACAGAGCUGAAGAUGGAGCUCUUCAGGGAACGAGAACUGAGGGAAACACUUGAAAAACAGUUGGCUGUGGAGCAGAAGAACAGAGCAAUAAUUCAGAAAAGGCUAAAGAAGGAAAAGAAGGCAAAGAGGAAAUUGCAGGAAGCACUUGAAUUUGAGACUAAACGACGAGAGCAAGCAGAACAAACACUGAAACAGGCAGCUUCAACAGAGAGUCUCAGGGUCCUAAAUGACUCUCUGACCCCAGAGAUAGAAGCUGACCGCAGCGGGGGCAGAACAGAUGCUGAAAGGACAAUACAAGGUUCACUAGAUGCCUAUGCCUAGCUCCCAAUCCGGUUUCCCAAGACCCCCUCAUCCCACACAAAAAGAUGGAAGACUUUAUUUGAAAACUACUGUCAUGUAUUGAAUUUUUCCUGCUGAAAAUACGUGUGCUACGGUAAAGAACGUUGCAGUAAGACAUUGGCUCAUAAGGAGUUCUGUGGAAACAAAAUGUUUUCAAACCAACUUCCUCAACUUCAUUUAUCAAUGUUCUUCAAAAAUGUAAAGAAUUCUGCAAGAGUGUCCUCCUUUGGUUAUCUCCUGUGGCUCAACCUGGAGAUCUAGAGAAUGUUUGUAAAUGUACAGUAGCACUGUUCUCACAGCGAAAAUCUGCAUCUCUGCGCUGGACUAUUGUAUCCAAAAUUGCAGGCGGUCAGAACAAGGCUGAGUAUUCCCUUUUUCAAGGAAUGCAGACUCUCCUCUGAUGAUUCUAUAUUUGAGCACAUCCAAUGAUCCUUCCAGCGGUGUCCAAGUACACUUACAGACUGUUAUACCAUACUGAAACCAGCAAGACAGCUCAGAAAUGAACUUGUAGAGGGCAUAAGAGGAUUC